Molecule: messenger RNA, 384 nt
Organism: Trichechus manatus latirostris (Florida manatee)
Lineage: Eukaryota; Metazoa; Chordata; Mammalia; Sirenia; Trichechidae
Gene: PATE2
Product: prostate and testis expressed 2
Exons: 3
Coding region: 1-384 (127 amino acids)
Source: RefSeq, a predicted model, not a curated record
AUGCUUGUUCUGCUCCUACUGAGCAUCUUCACUCCGCUCUGUCCUUCUGGAGUCCCCAGAUCCCAGGGGAGCCUUCCCCAGCCCUCAUCCUUUAAGCGUUUCUUUUUGUGUCUGGCAGGGUCUUCAAAAGAAUGCUAUCAAUGUAGAAGAUAUCAUCUUGGAUUAUGCUAUGAUGGCAUGAAGUCCUGCUACCUGAAAUACAAACAGUACUGUGCCACUGAGAACUUUUAUAUACUUACAAAAAAAGGGGAGAGUUUGUAUUUUUAUUCAAAGCUGUCAUGUAUAUACAACUGUGAGGACAUCAACUUCUUGGAUUUGGGCAAGAGAAUAGAGCUCAUCUGUUGCAAACAUAGCAACUAUUGCAACCUCCCUGUGGGGUCCUAG